CAAAGUUACCCCCGGAACAACACUUCUAGCAUCGUGUUCCGCCCGCCUGUUUGCUAUGCUUCGACAGACAAAAUAGGCUAAUAUUGCAGUUUUUCAAUAUAGUUUGCGCUCUUAGCUGUUAUUAUUUUGAUUUUAAAUGGAGUAUGGCUUCGUUGACUGUCACUGUCAUAUAUCAGCCCGUGAGUUUGAAGAGGAUCUGAAAGAUGUGAUGCAGAGGUCCACAGAGGCCGGGGUAAAGACUUUAGUUGCAGUUACAGAAGAAGUCGGAGAGUUUGCCAGAGUUCUCCAGCUGCAGGAACGUUAUCCAGACGUGGUGGCUCCAUGUUUCGGCAUCCAUCCACUGCAGGGCGGCGGGGGCCCCGAGCAGCGCAGCGUGAAGCCUCAGGACCUGGAUGUUGCCAUGCCACAGUUCUACAAACACAGAGAACGCCUCGUUGCUAUAGGAGAGAUUGGUUUAGACUUCACACCGUGGUGUGCUCCCACUCAGCAGGACAGAGACGACCAGAUGAAUGUCUUCAUUAAACAGCUCAACAUCGCCAAGGAGCUGGACCUACCUGUGAACGUCCACUCACGAUCAGCUGCUAAGGUCACCAUAGCGACCAUGAGAGAACAAGGGAUCGGUCGAGCUCUGCUUCAUAACUUUGCGGGGAAGCCUUCGGUAGCUCUGGAAGGUGUGAAGGCUGGUUACCUCUUCUCCUUUCCACCUGCUGUCUGCAGAAACCAACAGAGAGACAAACUGAUCAAGCAGAUCCCACUGGAACACGUCUGUCUUGAAACGGACUCUCCUGCACUGGGGCUCGACAGGCAUGUGAGGAAUGAGCCCAGUAACAUCGUUAUGUCCUGCCGGUACAUCGCUAACGUCAAAGGUCUGUCGCCACAAACUGUUCAGCUCGUCACCGCACAAAAUGCAUACAGACUUUUCCCCAAGGCUAACAGGCGCUAACACUCACAUACAGUACAUGAGUUUCUGAAAUGUAAGGUUUGGCCUGAGGGUGGCGCCAGAGGAAACUUAAAGCAGAGAGGAUUUAUCCUCUGUUAGUCAGCUUAUCAGGCUCAGCUCUUUGUCAGGCUCAGCUGUACAGCUGUGUUCUGACUCUAAUAUUAACUUUAGCAUGCUAACUAACAUUUUUAGCAAAUAAUGUUACAAUGUUGCUAAUGAUGGCACGAGAAUCGGUAUACCCCGGGCCCCCUUGAAUAAACUCACCAGAAAGAGAGUGCUGUCACAGCCACUAGGUUCACUGGAUCACAGCGGUGAGCGAGCCUCGGACACCCAGGGCAGCAGGCCCCCUCGUCUCCACCCUUCCUUGCCGGGGAGGUUGAGGUACAGAGUCCCAGACUCUAGCCGUGCACGGUCUUAACCUGCCGCUCUGAGCGCCCAAGUCCUCUCACACGAGUGAAAAUGCCGACAACGCCAAAUUGUAGUGGAAAUUUCUUCGGAAUAAAGAAACACUCAAGGCAAUCACUUGUCUUUCUGUAGGUUUACUUCAAGCGUCUGCAGACGGACUCACAGCAGCAAAAACAUGCAUCAGUAUAAUCUGCUCUGAAUGAGUACCGAGG
This is a messenger RNA of Siniperca chuatsi (mandarin fish), 1557 nucleotides long. RefSeq names its product TatD DNase domain containing 3 (gene tatdn3). Gene Ontology annotation, molecular function: hydrolase activity, acting on ester bonds. Lineage: Eukaryota; Metazoa; Chordata; Actinopteri; Centrarchiformes; Sinipercidae. The record is from RefSeq and is a predicted model, not a curated record. The coding region runs from base 137 to 943 and encodes 268 amino acids. The transcript is spliced from 10 exons.